Messenger RNA from Aureobasidium subglaciale EXF-2481, 10096 nucleotides. RefSeq lists its product as uncharacterized. The transcript has a single exon. NCBI's taxonomy places the organism in Eukaryota, Fungi, Ascomycota, Dothideomycetes, Dothideales, Saccotheciaceae. Gene Ontology annotation, cellular component: extrinsic component of membrane. Bases 338 to 9955 code for a protein of 3205 amino acids. Gene Ontology annotation, biological process: protein retention in Golgi apparatus; late endosome to vacuole transport; mitochondrion organization. The record is from RefSeq and is a predicted model, not a curated record.
CGGACAGUUGCCUUCUCCGCGAUCCACCAAAGGCUGUGCGAGCUGCUACCAAGAACAAGACCGAGGUCUUUACUGUCGCGUUCUAUCCAGUUUCAGACAUUGCGACGACUCGAGUGUUAGACGCCUGACAACGAUCGACCGUCCGUUUCGCUGGCGCCCAAUCAACCACAACCAAGGAUACCCUCCAUCAAGUACCUACUCACGCGGCCUACCGCCUAUCUAGCGACCUCCUGACCUUAUGAUCUGUACACAAUAGUCAAACCCGCUGCCUCACAUCCUUUCCACGCUUCUACCUUGCGCAAACUCCCUGCCUGGGUGAAGGCAAUAGACUGCCGUCAUGUUGGAAGGACUCGUGUCGAACCUGCUCAACAGGUUCUUGGGCAUGUACGUCCAGAACUUUGAUCCAAAGCAGCUGAAUGUCGGAAUCUGGUCCGGCGAUGUCAAACUACGAGAUCUCGAGCUUCGCCGGGAAGCUCUCGACCAACUCCACCUCCCCAUCAACGUUGUCGAAGGCCAUCUGGGCUCUCUCACCCUCUCGAUCCCAUGGUCCAACCUGCGCGGCAAACCCGUACAAGUCAAGAUUGAGGACGUAUACCUGCUGGCUGCUCCAAGAGAAGAUGAAGACUACAACCCCGAAGAUCAAGAUAAGCGCGACCACGCUGUCAAGAUGGAGAAGCUCGACAGUGCGGAGCUGCUAAAAGAGAGGAGUGCAGAGGGCAUGAGCCAAGAAGAGGAGCAAAAGAAUCAGAGCUUCACUGCCAGUCUUGUCGCAGCUAUCGUGGACAAUCUACAGAUUUCGGUCAAGAAUGUUCAUAUUCGCUACGAAGACUCCAUCUCAGACCCCGGCCACCCCUUCGCUGCUGGGCUCACUUUGCAGGAGCUGAGUGCUGUCAGUACAGAUGAAAACUGGAAACCAACAUUCAUACAGAGCACUUCGGCUGGUUCGACUCACAAGCUAGCCACUCUCGGCGCCCUCGCUGUCUACUGGGACACUGAUGCCAAGUUGCUGGGCUCUGGCAAGGGUUCUCAGACCGCAGAAGAGCAAGGAAUAGACCAUACUACAAUUAUCGACAAGUUCAGAGACAUGAUUGCAAAGAAGGACGAUACUGACUUCGGAUCACAUCAAUACAUACUCAAGCCAGUCACUGGUCGUGCUGGUCUCGAAAUUGACAAGACUGGGAAGCUCGACCGUCCCAAGAUGAAGGCUCGUCUUCUGUUCAACGAACUUGGCUUCGUGAUUGACGACGAUCAAUAUCGCGAUGCCUUAAUGUUGGUAGAUCUCUUCCACUAUUUUAUUCGACACCAAGAGUACCGCAAGUUCCAGCCCAAGUCAUCACCGAAGGAAGACCCGCGAGCUUGGCUUAAAUUCGCUACCAAGUCCGUCCACGAUAAGAUUCAUGAACGCAAUCGCCGUUGGACUUGGGCAUACUUCAAGGAACGUCGUGACGAUCGUAUCAAAUACAUCAGUCUCUUCAAAAAGAAGAAGAAGGAAGAAAAGCUUGUUCCCGAAGAGGCGACUGACCUUGAUUCACUUGAACGUAAACUGACCUACGAAGACCUGCGCUUUUGGAGAUCUCUUGCUCGAAAUCAGUUGCGCAAGGAGAAUGUUGGCGUCAAAAAGGCCCCUGCAAAACAGACAUGGUCGUCCUGGGUUUGGGGAAGCAAGAAGACUGAAGAGCAUCCAGGUGACGAGACUCAAUUGACGGAAGAGCAGCGCAAGGAGUUGUAUGACGCAAUCGACUUCGACGAGAAGAAACAGAUUGCAGACGCCGUUGAUAUGCCAAAAGAGGCUGUCAAAUUGCAAGUCGACAUGAGCCUCCGGGAAGGCAGUUUCACUCUUAAACGUGAUCCUCACGGCAAGGCUACCGAAAUGCUUCGGCUCAUUUUCCAGGGCUUCGAUACCAAAUUCUUGCAGCGUACUGAUUCAAUGUUGGCCGAAGUCAGUCUCGAGACUAUGAAGCUCUUUGAUGGUACCACCGAGGGAAAUUUGUUCCCCCAGAUGCUGAACAUCAAGAACUCGAUACCGGACGACAAAAGAGUUGAAGAAAUCAAGGAUGACGAAGUUGCAGACGAAGACGACGAACCGCCUGUAGAUCCAUUUUUUGCUUUGACCUUCGAGAACAACCCUCUUGAUGGUCAUGCUGAUACUGAUCUGACUGUGAAACUCAAAGCCAUGGAGUUUGUCUACAACCCCAAGUUUGUUGUUGAAGUCGCCAACUUCUUCAAGCCACCAGAGCGCCACAUGGAGUCAAUAGGCGCCUUGAUGGAAUCUGCCGGUGCUACUGUCGAGGGUCUCAGACAACAAACUCGUGCAGGUCUCGAGUACGCUCUUCAAGAACACAAGACUGUCGACGCCAAGCUCGAUUUGCAAGCUCCUCUCAUCAUCAUUCCUGACUCUGUUACAAAGAAAGAAUCUCUCUGCAUGAUCCUUGAUGCCGGUCAUAUUAGUGUUCGUAGCGAGCUGAUUGAUAAGGACACAUUGAACGAGGUGCAGUCAAAGCAAAAGCAACAGUAUACCGAUGAAGACUUCAAACGCCUUGAGCAGUUGAUGUAUGACAAGUUCCUUGUCAAGUUACAGUCGACCCAACUAUUGCUUGGACCCUCAAUCGAAGAGACCAAGAAGCAGCUCGACGCUAACAACACAUCGCGACAUUUGCACAUUGUUGACCGAAUCAACAUCGACUUUACAGUCGAGACAUGCAUCGUCCCCAAGGCUUCUGGUCUGACCAAGUUUAGAGUCGGUGGUCACUUGCCCGUGCUGCACGCUUCCAUCUCCGAUUCGAAAUACAAAAGCUUGAUGAAGCUGAUUGACGUUGCGAUUCCCAAGUUCGGAUCAGACGAAGACAAACCGCAGAAGACUGUCCAAGCCACACAAAAGCAUACACAGCGACCUAGACAAAAGAGUGUCGUGGAUCUAGAUGUCAUAGGGAGACCAAGAUCCAAGUCUUUCCAGUUUUCCGCUCAAAAGCAUGAACUUGUGAUGGAGGAAGAAACCGACAACGAAGAUGAAGAGUUCAAGGAAGCUAAAGAGUCUACCAAGGAACCUACAAAAGAUGUCGAUCAACGUAACUUCGAAUUCAAGUUCAAGGUUGACAAGCUUCAAGGUUCGCUUUAUCGCUCGGAUCCAGAUGGCAAGAGAAAGGACCAGUUGCUUGUUGAUCUUAUUGCCGAGAACUUCGAUUUGCUCUUCUUCCAACGUCAGUUCGAUAUGGUAGCCGAGGUCAGUCUGCGCACUCUUGCAGUUGAGGAUCAUGUGGAGGAAAAUCCGUCACCAGAGUUCAGAAACCUGAUCUCGUCCGAAGACACAGACACCAACGAGAAGCAAGAUCUGUUCUCGCUGAAGUUUGUCAAGGUCAAUCCUGAACACCCGGAAUUCAUGUCAACGUUCGAAGGAAUCGCGACCAAUCUCGACGUGGCGGUAUCAACGAUCAAUCUGCUUGUAACUCGCAAGACUCUUCUGACAUUGCUCGAUUUUGUCAUGGUGACGUUCACUAACCCUGGAGAGGCCCAAGCCAACCAGUCACAAAUGGUGGAGUCAUCCGAAGUUGAGGAGAUUAGUGCGCAGCCAGCAGGUGACAAAAUCCGUAUCAAGGCCGAGCUGAAGCGUAUUGCCAUAAUCCUCAAUAACGAUGGGAUUCGUCUUGCUACACUCAGUUUGACAUCUGCUGAAGUUGCUGUUUUCCUCAUGGGCAAGACUAUGAGAGUUGGUGCCAGACUGGGCAACCUGUCUUUGCUCGAUGAUGUCAACCAAGGCGUCUCCGAGAAGUCGUCACUACGCCAAUUGGUCUCAAUCCAGGGCGAUGAGCUUGCCGAUUUCCGCUACGAAACCUUCGAUGCAACUACGGAGGCAUACCCAGGAUAUGACACUUCUAUCUAUCUCAGAUCCGGCUCUCUCAAGGUCAACUUUGUCACUGAGCCAUUCCGCAAGAUUAUGGAAUUCGGUGUCAAGUUCGGCAAGAUGCAGGCUAUCAUGAACGCUGCCAGACAGGCUGCUGCCAAUCAGGCCAACAGCAUUCAAGAGCGCGCAAGCAAGAUGCACUUCGAUAUUCGCAUCAAAACUCCGAUCAUUGCCUUCCCUCGCAUGGUCAUUACAGACUCUCCAGGACGGGAUGUUCUCACGGCUUACUUAGGAGAACUCUAUGCCAGCAACGAAUUCCUCCCGUUGGAUGACUCUAAGGACUCUGAUACUGCCAACAAACUCACAGCCGGUGUACAUAACACUCGAUUGACUUCGACGUUCAAUUACGCUGAUGAUAGAAUGGAAGAACUCGAUCUCAUUGACAAGGUUGAUCUCGACUUCAGGAUCACAAGCGCAGAGCACAAAGCAGGGUACAAACGACCCGAUACAGAGAUUGAAGGAUCAAUGUCGAAUGUCAAUCUGCGUGUUACAGAGGCACAGCUCAAGUUUAUCCUCGAGCUCUCUAAAUCCAUUCCUGAAGCUUUCGCUACAGAUGACGAGAUUGAAGAACAUGUCAAGGAGGAGCUGCCCGCGUCCACGGUUCAAGACGCCAAAUCAAUAACUGGCGACUCUAACAAACAAGACGAGCAACCUCAGUCUCCCACCCAUUUGGGUCCCGAGAUUGGAUCAGAUGAUGACACCUGGACCAAGCUUGAUCUUGUCUUCAAGGUCGGUACAAUCGGCCUUGAACUCAUAUCAAGCAAGCCUGAUAAGCCCGUUGAAGAUCUUGCAGCCUGUAGUCUGUCCAAGUUCUCGCUCAACGAGACUCAUGUGAAGCUGCGCAUGGUCAGCGAUGGAUCGCUCGAGUCUGAGCUUCUAGUUCAAUCAUUCACAAUAACCGACACUCGUACACAUGAGAAGAACAAGUUUAGGAAGAUCAUGUCUCUUAUCAACACUGAUGUCAAACAACAAUUCAUGGCAAGCGUCUCCAUUUCUGGAGGCAAGGAGCGCAACUUGAUUGCCCUCUUGACCAUUGAUAGCCCAAGGAUCAUUUUGGCAUUAGACUAUCUCUUUGCCAUUCAAAAAUUUAUCAAUGCUAGUCUGGCGACAGAUGAGCCUCUUGUCAUCUCGGAUGAAGACGAAUCUUCGAUCGGAGACGAGGAUGCAGUAAGCAUGUCUACUGGCACUGACAUUGCGGUCGAACAGCAGGCCGACCCCAGCUCUGCCAAUGGCUCGAGCCCUAUGGGCAUAUCGUUCCGUGUCAAUAUUGUUGACGCACAGAUCAUCCUCAUCGCCAACCCUGCCAUCACCAACUCUGAAGCCAUUGUGCUUGGGAGCAAGCAGAUCCUUGUAUCGCAGCAACACGUCACUGCUCUUCAAGUCGACAAGCUUGGCAUGUUCCUUUGCCGUAUGGACAAGUUCGAAACUUCCCAGCUUCGGAUCCUUGAUGAUUUCAGUGUUCAGACCUCCGUUGACAUGCGGUCGGAAAACAAGCAAGCUCAACUGAUGAGCAUCAUGGUUGAAAUUGAACCUCUGGUGCUUCGCUUGUCCUUGCGCGAUAUUCUUUUGGCCAUGCAAAUCGUCAAUAAGGCCUCUGCGAUGUCUGCAGAUGACGAUAACCAGGAGCUUGCCAAGGAAGGUCCCUCUAAGAUCGAUCAGCUGAAGGCUCCCUCAACCAGGCCAAAGUCUGGGCGGGCACCAUCAUCAGCGCAAAAGCCUAGAGCCAACACUAUUGCUACUAAAAAAUCCCACACCACUACCGCGCCUAAGGCACCUGCCGAGCCACAAGGGUCGGCAAUGCUGAAGAGAGAAGAGAUGAAAAUCAAUCUUCAGGGCAUUCGAGUGGUUCUUAUCGGCGACCUUCAUGAGCUGCCAAUGCUCGAUUGGAGUGUCAAGAACUUUGCUGUAGAAGUGCGUGAUUGGAGUGGCGCCAUGACAGCAGACACUAGCAUCGAGACAUUCUUCAACGUCUACAACUUCUCAAAGUCGGCUUGGGAACCUCUUGUCGAGCCAUGGUCACUUGGAUUCCAUAUGGCGAAGAGCUUGAACCCCGAGAAGCUCGCACUAGAGCUUUACUCGCGUAAAUCUUUAGAGCUGACCAUGACCUCGUCUACGAUCGCAUUGGCCUCCAAGUCAGCCCAGUUCUUGUCGAAUGAUGAGGACAUCUUGUCCAAGCCUAGAGGAACUGACGCUCCUUAUCGCAUCCGCAACCAGACCGGCUUCGACCUUAAUGUUUGGGCCCAAACAGAGAACAAUCAAGAAGGCGCCGCAGAGAAAUUGAGUGAUGGAGAGGAGGCUCCCUGGCGCUUUGAAGAUCCGAGCACGACAAGAGAAACGCUGUCUCCAGAAGGCGCUACUGGCAUUGUCGGCAUCAAGCUAGAAGGCAGUGGGUUCAACAGUAUUGAGCGCAUUCCUGUUAGCCGUGAGGGCGAAACUCUCUACAACCUCCAGCCACGCAAAGACAAAGUACAGCAUCGUAUAUUGGUUGAUGUGAAACUUGGAGCAGACAAUGUCAAGUACAUCACGUUCCGAUCGCCUUUGUUGGUUGAGAACAACACACAGAUACCUAUCGAGGUCGGUGUGUAUAGUCCAGAUGAGGGCCAUUUGCUCAAGAUCGAGAAGGUUGCACCGGGUGAUGCACGAUCCGCACCCGUUGGUGCUGCCUUCAUGCAUUCGCUGGUCAUUCGCCCAGACCAAGGAUUUGGUUACACUUGGUCAAACGAACGUCUGUUCUGGAAAGACUUACUAAAGCGUCCCACACGAACUAUCACUUGCGAAGGAGAGCAGCAAGAUUCGUCUCCGCCUUUCUACUUCCAGAUGCAGGCCGUGUACGACAAGAACAAUCCCAUCUCCGCAAUCUAUCCUUACAUGCGCAUUCGACUCUCCGCCCCGGUCGAGAUUCAAAACUUGUUGCCGUUUGACUUCAAGUACCGCAUCUACGACAAGAACACCAAAAAGGACUGGACGAACUUCUUACGCAAAGGUGGCGUCAGUCCUGUUCACGUUGUUGAGCUGUCACAUCUACUGUUGAUGAGUGUUGACAUGCAGGACACCCCUUUCAAGCAAAGCGAAUUCGCCAUCAUCAACUCCACAGGACGUGACGAUUUCCGACGUGAGAAGACCCUUGUUGUAAAGGACAACCAAGACUUGACUUUGAGACUCAAGCUGCACUACUACAAUGUCCCUGAUAGCGGUGGUGCCUUCAAGAUCACUGUCUACAGCCCCUACGUAGUUCUAAACAGAACUGGUCUAGGCCUUGACAUCCGCAGCAAGACCUACUUUGGUGCUGCCAAAUCUGCUGCUGGACAAACCACGUUCAGCAAUUCAGACGAAGCACGCAAAGCAGUUCCAUUUAUGUUCUCUUACCCAACGGACGAUCAGAAGAAUAGAGCGCUCAUCAAAGUUGACGGAUCGACAUGGAGUAAACCAGUCAGUUUUGAAGCUAUUGGAUCCACUACGGACGUUACUGUUGCUGCAGAAUCUGGUCGAUCGGAAAUGCACGUCGGUCUGACAGUUGAAGAAGGUGAGGGCAAAUACAAGCUGACGAAGGUCAUCACCAUUGCGCCCAGAUUCGUGGUGCGCAAUAAGCUAGGAGAAGACCUCAAUAUCAGAGAACCCGGAUCAUCGGAUGUGACGUCUCUGAAGCCACAAGAACUUCAUCCACUGCGAUUCUUGAGACAAUCUGGUGGACAGCAGUUGUGCCUUUGCUUCCCAGGUGUCAAUAACAGUUGGUCGUCUCCCUUCAACAUCGCCAAUGUUGGCAGUGUCCACAUCAAAUUGGCCAAGGCUGGUGAAAGACAGAAACUCAUCAGAGUCGAGAUUUUGAUGGAAGACGCCACUAUCUUCCUUCACAUUAGCCAUGAGACGAAGCACUGGCCAUUCUCUAUCCGCAAUGAAAGUGAUGUUGAGUUCAUUUUCUGGCAAGCCAAUCCGAACGUUGAUGAAGACGAAGACGAGCGCACCUCUGGCUGGAAGCCGAUUCGAUACAGACUGCCUCCACGAAGUAUCAUGCCUUAUGCUUGGGACUAUCCCGCGACCAAGAAUAAGAAUCUUGUGUUGAGCGCCAAGGGUAAGGAGAGACAUGUCAAGCUUGCAGAAAUCGGCAACCUCAUACCAAUGAGAUUGCCUGCAGCCGAAGGGACCAAUCGUCAGAAGAUCAUCGAUCUCAAUGUCGCAGCGGACGGUCCAACUCAGACACUUGUCUUGUCUAACUACAAGCCAUCGAAGAGUCUGUACAAGCAAAAGGGUGGCUCUGCUUCUCAAUCAACUUCGACUGGGUUCGAGGUCAAGGACUUGGAUGACCACGUCACUUUGAGUGCUCAAAUUAGAUUUGCAGGACUUGGCAUUUCACUCAUCAAUCGUCAACUCAAGGAGCUCGUGUAUGUUACACUGCGCGAUAUCGAUCUAUCGUACAAGGACUCGCCGCUGUAUCAGACUGUUUCUUCUACCAUCAAAUGGAUUCAAGUCGACAAUCAGCUCUAUGGAGGCAUUUUCCCGCUCAUUUUCUACCCCAGUGUGGUUCCUAAGACAGGAAAAGAGAUGGAAGCUCAUCCCAUCUUCAAGGCCGCCAUUACACGCGUCAAGGACGAUUCCUAUGGUGUGCUUUACAUCAAGUACUUCACAUUCUUGAUGCAGCAGAUGACUAUAGAAAUCGAUGAAGACUUCAUCUUCGCUAUGCUCGACUUCACCAAGAUACCAGGCGCUUCAUGGUCAGAAGAGAAGGAGGGUCAGCUUUGUGACGAGAAUCUCGACAUCCCAGAGCCCAAACAAGAAGAAGGCGGUCAAGACAUCUACUUCGAGUUGUUGCACCUGCAACCUAUGCAGUUUGAUCUGUCCUUUGUCAGAACCGAGCGUAUCAACGCUGAGGAUACUGGCAGUUCAUCCUCGAAUCCUUUCAUGUUUGCUGUCAAUGUACUCACCAUGUCUAUUGGCAAUGUUAACGAUGCACCUAUUCGUUACAACGCUCUUAUGCUAGAAAAUGCUCGAGUCUCUGUUGGCGCCUUAGUCGCUGCCAUCAAGAGCCACUACGUCCAGGAAUCGCUUCGCCAAGUCCAUAUCGUUCUGGGCUCUGCAGACUUCUUGGGCAACCCAGUUGGUCUCUUCAACAACAUCAGUUCCGGUGUUGCCGACAUCUUCUACGAACCGUAUCAGGGCCUCGUCAUGACCGACAGACCUCAGGACCUUGGUAUCGGAAUUGCCAAGGGUGCUAGCAGCUUCGUGAAAAAGAGUGUCUUCGGUUUCUCUGACAGUAUGGCCAAAUUUACAGGCAGUAUCAGCAAAGGUCUUGCAGCCGCAUCCAUGGACAAGGAGUUCCAAGAUCAGCGCCGCAUGUCUCGUUCUCGUAAUAGACCAAAGCACGCUUUAUACGGUAUCACUUCUGGGGGUAAUGCCUUCGCAAACAGCAUGGCAAGCGGUAUUGGUGGUCUCGCUAGACAUCCGCUGCAAGGUGCUGAGAAGGAGGGCGCUCUUGGCUUUGUUAAGGGUGUAGGGAAGGGAUUCCUUGGUCUGGCCACCAAGCCUGCCAUUGGAGCGUUCGACCUGGCAUCUAACAUGGCUGAGGGUGUUCGCAAUACUACGACCGUAUUUGACCAGGAAGGUCUUGAUCGCGUGCGUCUGACACGUUUCAUUGGUCAAGAUGGCAUCGUGCGACCUUACAGCCAGCGCGAGGCUCUAGGUCAGUUCUGGCUCAAAACCCUUGACAAUGGCAAAUACUUCCACGAAGACUAUCUUGCCCAUAUGGAACUGUCCUCGGGAAGUGGAUCGCAGUCAACUCAAGCACGUACCAAGAGUACAAGUGCCGAGAGUCCACGCAUGGUCAUGCUCACCUACAAUGGUAUCAUGCUGGUGCAAACCAAGAAGCUCGUGACUGAGUGGGACGUUCCUCUCAAGGAUAUCCAAACUAUUGUCAAGGAGCGUACAGGUAUGAGCAUGACGCUCAAGGGAGGAAACAGUGGUCCAUUUGUUCCUGUUGCAGAUGAGCAGAGCCGCAACUGGCUUUAUCGACAAGUUGCGAUUGCUGUCACUGCCUAUAACGACAAGUAUAAUGCCAAGGGUUGAGCAGGACCCAUUGAGGAAUCAUCGUUCCACAGAUUUCAGGUUGGAAAGUAGUUUUAGUCUUUUUCCUAGCAUAGAUAAACCUGUUAAUUGAGCCAAAUGUCACAAUGCUGUAUGGAUACCAAUGCAAUCUUCAGAUCCAGA